CCUCACUCAGGUUCGGACCAGCCAAAUCCAGUUUCCCCGCCAGUGCUCGAAAAAGGGUGACGUUUCUGACCAAAUUAGGCUCCCUCGGACUAGGUGAUUUCGGAGAGGCAUGGAAGGGCGAAUUCCGUUCUACGCAAGAGACAGUUCUUAUCAGACGUGUUCCAGAUGAUGCUGUAAGAGCAAAGGACAUACUUGCCAGAGUAAAGGCAUUCUCCCAGCUUACAGAUCAUCCAAACAUCGUGAAGUGCUUCGGAUACCACCAAGACCAAAAUAUCAUCUUAUACAAGUUCAUUUCUGGCGGAACGUUGCUUACCCAUCUCCAAAUGAAAAGGGGGCAAGCCCAACCCACAUACAUGGCAUAUAACACCACCAAGCCACAGCGAGCUCCUGUGGAUGAAGUGGGCUUAAUCAAUUUCGCUCUGCAGAUUGCAAAAGGGAUGCAGUUCCUCGCAUCCGAGAAGAUCAUACACGGGGCUCUCUGCGCACAUAAUGUGCUGUUGGAUGAACAGAACAUGUGCAAAGUGUCGGACUAUGGGAUGGCCCAAACAAUGUUUGACAAAAGAAUCAGGCCAAGCAGAUGGAAUUCUCCGGAGACCACGUUAGACGGAGUCUUUUCUUCAGAGGCGGAUGUUUGGUCAUUUGGAAUCGUUCUUUGGGAAAUCAUGUCUUUAGGUGGCAGGCCCUAUCCUGAUUUAGAACUGGAUGAUAUAGGCAAGGAGAUCGCUAACGGGUACAAGAUGCCCCGUCCCCCACACUGCAAAAAUGAGUUGUAUACAAUCAUGAGCCGCUGCUGGGAGAGAGACGGCAGAAACCGUCUUAGCAUCGACGGAAUCGUAACGAACUUAGACCAAAUCCUAGUCCAGACCCAAGAUAGCCUGAAUUACUUGCUUCUCAGCGAUCUUGAUAACGAUACAUACCACGCCUACUCUACCGUGGAUUAAAGGCAUGAAUCCCAACUAAGGAUUAUUGAUUAACCACAGGAUUAUCUGAUUACCCAAAUAACGCUUCAAAAACGAUAAAUACUGACGUUUACAGUGUACCUAUGUCUUGCUUAUUUGUUUCCUGAUUAAUCACAGGGUUUUUGUUUUUUAAAGGCUAAGUUUGUAAAGAUUACUUGAUGUUAGUAUGAGUUUAUCAUAAACGAAUUCAUAAAAUUAAUGAUCAAUGAUAUACACUGUCGCUCAUUAAGUUGGAAU
Messenger RNA from Strongylocentrotus purpuratus (purple sea urchin), 1196 nucleotides. RefSeq names its product megakaryocyte-associated tyrosine-protein kinase. The record is from RefSeq and is a predicted model, not a curated record. The coding region runs from base 324 to 941 and encodes 205 amino acids. Gene Ontology annotation, cellular component: signaling receptor complex. The transcript is spliced from 8 exons. Gene Ontology annotation, molecular function: transmembrane receptor protein tyrosine kinase activity; ATP binding. NCBI's taxonomy places the organism in Eukaryota, Metazoa, Echinodermata, Echinoidea, Camarodonta, Strongylocentrotidae. Gene Ontology annotation, biological process: protein phosphorylation; multicellular organism development; positive regulation of kinase activity.